UCCCCUGGCAACACGUCGACACCUUCCCCUUUAAUGUCCCCACCUGCCUCCACGUGCGCAGGUGUAUCAGCGACUAAUUGUUCCUGUUCAGGAGGAAGGCGUAACUGUUCGAGUUUCCGGCCAGCUCGUGAGGCGGAAGUGCAAAGAGAGAUAGUUGCGCAGCUCACCUGGCGGCAGGUAAACACGCAAAAGCGACUGAACAAAGGAAAGAGAAUGAACCCAAUACCUUCCAAUUUGAGGUCUGAGGCAAAGAAGGCUGCCAAGAUCCUGAGAGAAUUUACGGAAAUCUCCAACAGAUAUGGACCAGACAAACUUAUCCCUGCUCAUGUCAUAGCAAAGGCGGAGGGUCUGGCCAUCAUCUCUGUCAUCAAAGCUGGCUUCAUGAUCACUGCCAGAGGAGGCAGUGGAAUCGUCAUUGCCAGACUCGCUGACCGAAGUUGGUCAGCACCCUCAGCCAUCGGUAUUGCCGGCCUAGGCGGAGGAUUUGAAAUUGGGGUGGAAGUGUCGGAUCUGGUGAUCAUCCUGAAUCAGCGCAGAGCCAUCGAGGCCUUCACAAAGGGCGGGAACCUGACGCUGGGCGGGAACUGCACCGUCGCUGUGGGACCUGUAGGCAGGAAUGUGGAGGCGGAUGUGGCUCUGCGGAGCACUGCGGCCGUCUUCACCUACUGCCGGUCCAGAGGUUUGUUUGCUGGCAUUUCUCUGGAGGGGUCCUAUCUGAUUGAACGCAAGGAGACCAACCGCAAAUUCUACAGGCAAGAAAUCCGGGCUUCAGCCAUUCUGAAUGGAGACGUGGAUCCUCCUUCAGAGUGUGCUGACCUUUACCACAUCCUGGACAUCUACGCCGAGGCUUACUGCACUGACUGGGCCAACAAGAACAAGCCUUCCCCCGUUCGCCCCUCCAGAUCUUCUGCUGCUUCUUCUUCUGCACCCAAACCGUCCAGCUCCCAGAGGUUGACAGCUUCAUCUGCAGGGAAAAAUGCCCUUUACCCAAGCGUCUCUGCUUAUAAAUCUGAUACUUCAAAGUCAUGGUUUGCAUCAGGCGGGGCCAGUGGACCAGUGAUUGUCACAGCAAUUCACCAAUACACCGCGGCGCAGCCUGGCGACUUGAGCAUCGUCCCAGGGGACAAGAUCACCGUCAUCACCAGGACAGAGUCCCAGCAUGACUGGUGGGAGGGGAAACUGGACGAUGGGCGGGUCGGGAUUUUUCCCGCCAACUAUGUUACGUUCUAAUGCUGCCUUCUUGUGGUCUGCAGGAUGUAAAGCCUUAAGAUAUUAAAGAGAGAUGACACAUUUUUAAGAACAUUUAGAUUUUUUUCUUAAGAAAUGUUAAGUAUUUUUAAAACUGAGUUUAUUUAUCAAAAAUGAGCAUAUUGUUAGAUAAAACAAUGUUUAUCACAAGCUACCAAACAAUAUCUCUUUUAUACUAGGUGAAGAAAAAUUUGAAUGUUUUCCAUCUAUUUCUUUUUUUAACUAAACUGUUACUAUUACUAAAGCUGGUGUAUGGAUCUUUAAUUCCCUUCCAAGUUUGCAGCAUUUUAUAUUUAAUACUUAUUGUAAUGCCUUGCUUCUCCGUUAUGGACUUAUGUAGUCGGGUUGUUUUUGUAUUGAAUCAGUUUUCUAAAAGUAACACUCACAGGGCUAGACUUUGUAAAACAUUGUUACUUCUGUUAUUUUUGGGUGUAAGUACUGGGAAUAAAGUUGCGUUCACUUUUAAUUUUUUUUUUUGCUGAAACAGUGUUUUAAGCUUCAGCUUUUUGAGAUGUUACAGUUUUCACCAUUAAAUGUUUUUGCAAUGAAGGAAAUGCUUGGAGCUGCUACUGGAUUUUUUUAAGGUGGAUCCGGGACUAAACCUGUUUUUGUAAAGUUAACAUGUGUUCUUAAUGACAAAGAAGAGUUUGAAUAAAUCUGAAAUAAAAAUAAAAAA
Messenger RNA from Oryzias latipes (Japanese medaka), 1924 nucleotides. It is a transcript of the gene sh3yl1, whose product is annotated as SH3 and SYLF domain containing 1. Gene Ontology annotation, cellular component: ruffle membrane. Gene Ontology annotation, molecular function: phosphatidylinositol binding; protein binding. NCBI's taxonomy places the organism in Eukaryota, Metazoa, Chordata, Actinopteri, Beloniformes, Adrianichthyidae. Gene Ontology annotation, biological process: regulation of ruffle assembly. The record is from RefSeq and is a predicted model, not a curated record.